Molecule: messenger RNA, 1749 nt
Organism: Closterium sp. NIES-65
Lineage: Eukaryota; Viridiplantae; Streptophyta; Zygnematophyceae; Desmidiales; Closteriaceae
Source: the annotation of a GenBank genome assembly
AUGGAGGUGCUGCUAUUGCUGGAGGUACUAGAGGUACUGCUGGUGCUGGAGGUGCUGGAGGUACUGCUGGAGGUGCUGCUGGUCCUGGAGGUACUAGAGGUGCUGCUGGUGCUGGAGGUGCUGGAGCUGCUAAUCCUGGAGGUCCUGGAGGUGCUGCUAGUGCUGGAGGUGUCGGAGCUCCUAGUCCUGGAGGUGCUACUAGUGCUGGAGAUGCUGGAGCUGCUAGUCCUGGAGGUCCAACUGGUGCUGGAGGUGCUUGUGCUGCUGGUGCUGGAGGCGCUGGGGCUAGAGGUACUGGAGGUGCUAGAGCUGCUGGUCCUGGAGGUGCUCGUACUGGAGGUACUGGAGCUGCCGGAGCUGGUGGUGCUUCUGCUGUUGGAGGUGCUACUGGUGCUGGAGGCGCUGGAGCUGGAGGUACUAGAGGUGCUGGAGCUGCCGGAGCAGGUGGUGGUGGUGGUGUUGGAGGUGCUGGAGGUGCUAUUGGAGCUGCUAGCACUGGAGGUGCUGGAGGUACUGCUGGUGCUGGAGGCGCUGGAGCUGGAGGUACUAGAGGUACUGGAGGUGCUGGAGCUGCUGGUCCUGGAGGUGCUCGUACUAGAGGUGCUGGAGCUGCCGGAGCAGGUGGUGCUGCUGGUGCUGGAGGUGCUAGAGAUGCGACUGGAGCUGCUGGUGCUGGAGGUGCUCGAGCUGCUGGUACUGGCCUGCGCCGACUGUUUUUCUACCUGCAGUGGUAGUCGUCCCUGCCGCCGCAUGACUCGGCCCUUCGCCAGGUUCUUAGUCUUCGUUUCCACUGGCCUCACUCCACCUAUCCUGUGUCCACCGACAGACCAGUCUCAGCCACAACUACUGCCUGUCUCCCCGCUGCCUGCUCCUGCUCCUCACACUGAGCAUUUUGUUCUGCCAGAGCCUCCCGCGUCCUCUCUUCCACACGUUCCUAACCCUGAGUCUGACCUUGCUCGUGCUUCCAGUCCUACUGUCUCUCGUCUCCUCGCUACUGUCGUCACUGACCCUGACUUUGAGUCUACUACUGCGUUUGCCCUAGUCACUGAGCUAGUCGACUUUGCAACUAGGAGUCGUCUCGACUACGUCGCGAGUCUUGUUACUGAGUCUGACUUUGACUGUCCUCCAUUCGUCGGGGGUGAGCCUGCCCUUGGCAGUGACGUCCUUGAGGACAGGCAGUUUCAGCUUGAGUGUCUUGCGACCGCUUUACCUCGUUUCGCAUCCAUGGUACUUUGCCCUGAGGGAGACCCGGAUGCACUGGACAUCCUGACCCCGCGCUCUUACGCUGAGGCGAUCGCGGGUGAGUACUCCUCUCAGUGGCAGACAGCCAUGGAUGCAAAGAUGGCUUCCUGGAAGUCCACAUGCACCUACGUCGACGAGGUUCCUCCUUCUGGGGCGAACAUAGCCGAUGCCAUGUGGAUGUUCAGAGUGAUUCGGCCGCCGUGUUCUCCGCCUGCCUUCAAGGCGCGUUACGUUGCUCGAGGCUUCAAUCAGCGACUGGGGGUCGACUUCUUCCAGACCUUCUCCCCCACCCCAAAGAUGACUACUCUUCAGGUAUUGCUACACGUUGCAGCACAACAUGACUACGAGCUGCACUCCCUCGACUUCUCGACAACUUUCUUGCAGGGCAGCCUUCACGAGGAGAUCUGGUUGCGCCGCCCACUUGGCUUCACUGGGUCGUUUCCUGCGGGUACCCAGUGGAGCCUCCGGCGACCAGUCUACGGUCUUCGCCAGGCGCCCCGCGAGUAG